This is a messenger RNA of Cercopithifilaria johnstoni, 504 nucleotides long. The record is from the annotation of a GenBank genome assembly. NCBI's taxonomy places the organism in Eukaryota, Metazoa, Nematoda, Chromadorea, Rhabditida, Onchocercidae.
AUGAGUGACAUGAUGAUAGUUGUAGACGAUGUGGAGGAUGAGGAAAGAAAUGAGAAUUUAGUAAGAGAUUACCUGUUAUAUCAGCUCCAAUUGAAUUUGCUUCAUGCUCAAUGGGAUGACAAAUCGCAUGAUGAAGCUGUUGAAGAAUUAAUGGAAGCUAAAAGAACAAUGCAGGAAAUGGAAGAUGAUGUUGUGAAGAAGUUCGUUGCUUUAAAUAAACAAUAUGAACACAUCAAUGGCAAGUUUAUUGGAAUAAUAGACUCGGAUGAAGCGCGCGAACUGCAUGAUUAUCAAAAAAUGCUGGAAGAAAUUGAACUUUUAUCAAUUAAGCGAAAGACUACUUUGGAUAAAUUCAAUGGUGACGCGGAAGCAUACUUGGCAAAUCGUCAGGCUCUAACGGAGCAGAUGGCACAGCUUAAAGAAGAAAUCGAAAAUCAGCAAGAAAUGAUUGCAGCGCUGAAUGCCCAUAUAUCGAAAAUUGAUUCUAAGUUGUUAUCUCCUUAA